AUGCCCACCAGGCACAAUUCUGUGAUAAUUCUGCAAGAACAGGGCAAACCAGAUUGGAUAAAUUUGUCUUUGGAUGACAAGACUGCUAACAAGAUGUUAUGGAUUUCGGACAAUGGCUCCAAGGUGUGUCGAAGGAUCGAGGAGGUCUGUCCAGUCUUAGACCGACCAGAGAGAUAUGAAUGCUCACCUCAGGUACUGGCUAAAGAAAGCAUAUGGAAGAUGAGGGCCUACUGGGAAGUGGAAUUCUCAGGCUGGGUGGUAAUCGGAGCCACCUUCGAGGGAGCGGGUCGCAGGGCCAACUCCGGGCCGAGCGGCCUCGGGGAGAACGAGGAAUCGUGGGGCCUGUGCUGGGCAGGAACACGCUACCAGAUCUGGUUUAAUGGCAUUAACAAAGACAUCAUUAGUGUGCCUUAUUGCUCCACCAUCGGCGUGUACAUCGACCAGCCCGCGGGCAUCAUCAGCUUCUAUGUGGUGAGCGGCGAGGGGACAGAAAGGGAGGUUAAGUUGCUACACAGGGUCAAGACCAAGCUGAACAAAAAGAUUCUUCCUGGGUUCUGGAUGGGAAUUCAGUCUGCAUGUACGUUACUGAAACGAGCAGAAUGA
Corythoichthys intestinalis (scribbled pipefish) is the source of this 603-nucleotide messenger RNA. RefSeq names its product tripartite motif-containing protein 16-like protein. The transcript is spliced from 3 exons. Gene Ontology annotation, molecular function: protein binding. Bases 1 to 603 code for a protein of 200 amino acids. NCBI's taxonomy places the organism in Eukaryota, Metazoa, Chordata, Actinopteri, Syngnathiformes, Syngnathidae. The record is from RefSeq and is a predicted model, not a curated record.